Mycosarcoma maydis (corn smut) is the source of this 4326-nucleotide messenger RNA. Its product is annotated as guanyl nucleotide exchange factor Sql2. Lineage: Eukaryota; Fungi; Basidiomycota; Ustilaginomycetes; Ustilaginales. Gene Ontology annotation, molecular function: guanyl-nucleotide exchange factor activity; protein binding. Gene Ontology annotation, cellular component: plasma membrane. The coding region runs from base 1 to 4326 and encodes 1441 amino acids. The transcript has a single exon. Gene Ontology annotation, biological process: Ras protein signal transduction; positive regulation of GTPase activity. The record is from RefSeq and is a predicted model, not a curated record.
AUGGCCUCGUCUGCAUCGGCCAAUAUUGGUGCAACCAUGACGUCUCGAAAUAGCGCUUCGGCAGAUCAGCGCUACUCGGCGCAUCAGUCCUUCCUGCCAACCGCAGAAUCCACAAACAGCCUCGAUACCCCCUUCUCCUCUCACUUCGAACGUGCUGCCUCGUCUGAUCAUCCCGGCAUGACGUCCUUCGCCUCCGCGUCUUCGGCGUUGGCAGAUACAUCUUACGCGGACAACGAAGACGAGUACGGUAUGCAGCCCGAGGAGCACGUUGUGGCUCUUCAUGACUUCAACUCCAACAACGCAACCUGCCUCUCAUUUCAAGCGGGCCAGGUCAUCAAGGUCUAUAACCGUGAUCCGUCCGGAUGGUGGGAUGGCGAGCUCGACGGCCAGCGCGGCUGGUUUCCCAGCAACUACGUAGAUCAGGAGGCUGUCUACGUUUCCGACGAAGCUCAGAACGACAGCUAUUCGUACGAUGACAACCAUCAACUCCGCAACUCGACCACCAGCCAGACUUCGUCCGAUUUCGACCAUGCUGCCGACUACCGCUCCAUGGCCCCCACCGCACCCCAUCAGGAACGCUACUUCUCGGCAAACUCGACCCGUUCUCCGACCCCCACAUCGAGCGCCCUUCUCGACCGUGGUGAUGGUGGCGUCCUUGAUCCCAUCCUUCACGCCAUCUCGCUGCUCAGGAAUGCGGUUCGAGCCAACCGUGUCGCCCAUUUUCAGCCAUCCACAGCAUGCGUCAUCUCUUCCGUCCGGUCCGUCCUCUCGGCUACCGAUUGCCUCACGCGUGAGUCGGCGGUGCUCAAGGCCAAUCCACACCUCGCUCGCGAGCGCAAGGCCAUUCUCUCGGAACUCAGCAAGCUCGUCGCUCAAGCGCGCAGAGCAUCCGCUCCCAUGAUUGAUGAGACGCACAGACAGGCAGAAAUGGAUUCCAUGCUUUCCCUUGCCGAGUCCGUGCUCGCCAACGUGCGCAACUUCAUCACAGUCGCGCUCGAAUGUGGCCUCCCUGUGCCCAACCGUCGUUCAUCGGUCUACGACGAUCUCUACGCAAAGAGCAACACGUCUCAACCCGAUAGUCGUCUGCGUGCUGCUGGCAGACAGCAGGAGCUUGACAAGACACCAACUCCGGGCUGUUCACAAAUUCACGAUGUCGAUACAAGAAGCCACGGUUCCUAUGCAUCGGCUCGCCAGCUGCAGUACGACGAUCACUACAACAGCACUUCCUCGCAUGCAGAUCCGCGCCGUGCAAAUGCACAGCAUCGACAUCCCUCGGAUGGCUCGGUCGAAUCUUCUGAUGGCGGUGCCCAGGCCAUUGCACAAGCACGCUCUAUGACACAGCGUCAGCUUGACGGCGGAGGGCGCUCCGAAGGGGUGGCUGCUACCUUCGCCCAGCAUCUUGGCAUGGCACGCUCGCGCUCGGGCUCGAGCUCUGAAUCACCAGAUUCAACUUCAGGUCACGACACUGGCUCGCAUCACGAUUCCAUAAACUCGGGCGGCGAAGAAGACGGACCGCCAAGUCCGGUUGAGCGCACUGCAUACGAGGUCAUGCAACGCCUCAGCGUUACCAACGACCAGCUGCUCUCCAUCAUCGCUGCCUUUAUCGGCCAUGUACACACCCACACAUCCGAGAGCCAUGCCUCAAGCUACGCCUACCUCAUCGACAUGACGCGUGAGGCCGUCGUUGGUGUUCGUAAUCUCCUGCUUGUUGUCGAAGCGGUCAACAACAACGUCGUGCUCCAGCAGAUCAGGCCACGCGAGACCUCAAUCCUAUGGGAGACACGCGAAAACUUGUACGAAGCAACCACACAACUCGUCACUGCUGCACGCGUCGUCACUUCGGCUCCGUCUGCCUCCAUCACGGCCGGAUCGGUGGCAGAGGCAGAGGACAAAUCGCGACUGCUGCAGGCGGCUACGAGCGUAUUGCGAACGGGCGGUGAAUGUGUCGGAGCUGUGCGACUCUGCAUUGACCGUCUCGAUCCUGCAUUCACUAUCGCGCUGCCGGAGCCAUCGCGGGCUCGUCACGCGCAUACCAGUGGGCAAGCGCAGAGCUCUACAGAACGCGAUCAGGGUAACGAGGAAGACCAGCAACGAGAGGAUCUCAAUGAUAGUCCCGAUCUCCCCAGCUCGGUGCGAGACAUUCGCAGGAAGAACACGCUCUCUUUUCUCGGUCGCAAAGCGACUAGCCUGUCUCUGCUCAAGCAAAACUACGAACGCGACGAGAAUCGCUCUGCAUUUGAUGACAUCGAUGAGCACGAGCGUGACGAGGAAGACUUGCGCUCCAUGCAGCACGUUCGGCACCCACCCAUCGCUGCGAUGAACCGAUCUUCUUCCCUGCAGACGUCGGCUGGUGAUCACGCCGAUCGCAAUGCGCAGUACGCACAGGCUCGCAAAGUAGACGAGCGAGCUAUUGAACCCAAGAGCGCUUCGCUUGCUAGCAGCAGCGGCACUGGCACUAGCACUGGCACUGGCAUCGGCUCGUCUGGUUUGCGGGAUGCGGCAAGGGCAUCUCGAUCCACCAUUCAAUCGCUUCGUUCCGAGGUCACAGGGGAAACCUCGGCUCGUCCAUCGUUCGAGCAGCAGCAGCUGGCCGCAGCCGGAAUUGCCGACGCACAUACGACUGCCCAGACGGCUGCUAAGCAGCUGGCCGGGGGCGUUAUCGAUCGUCAGUCGACCUACAGGGAACAAAGGCCUGCGCCCGUAUCGAUCGAGUCGCGUUACAUGGCGCCCGACUAUGACCCUUCGGACGUGGUCUGCAACUCGGAAGGCCAAGUUACUGGCGCCACGCUCAAGGCGCUUGUGGAAAAGAUGACACCACACGACACCAUGAUCGAAGCCACCUUCUCGACCGCCUUCUUCCUGUGUUUCAGGAUGUUUACCUCACCGCAAGAGCUACUCGAAACGCUUGUGGCUCGCUUCGAAAUGUCGCCACCAGCUGAGGUUCCCAUGAGCGAGGCUGACAUGGUACGCUGGAAUGACAAGAAACUUGUGCCUGUUCGGCUACGAGUGCUUAAUCUCUUUAAAAGCUGGCUCGAGAACAACUGGAACCCAACGACGGACCGCGUCAUUCUGCAGCAGCUCAUUUCGUUGGCUGAGCGAUGGGCUAGCGCAGGCGCCAUUGCUGGACCUGCGCAUCGACUCGCCGAGUUGGCACGUAGGCGCCUGGACGGAGCUACGCAGAAGACAACCGUCUUGGUGGGCAACAGUCGUGGUCCCGGCAGCCUGCAGCGAGUCAUUUCUUCGGAGCGUAUGAAAGGUGGACUCGGGCUCACGAUGACUGAUGCCUCGCAAAUGUACGCACCAUCGGCCUUUUCGCGAGGUGGUGCGUUGCCACCGACAUCGGUGGUGUCCAAAACGCUUCUCUCGAACCUGCGCAACGGAAACGUGGACAAGAUUCACCUACUCGAUUUUGAUCCUCUCGAGCUCGCUCGUCAGCUGACCAUCUUGGACAGCAAACUGUAUUGUGCCAUCCAGCCCGAGGAGCUGCUUGGCUCGAAAUUCACCAAAGAGACCAAGGCUUCGGGUGUCACUGAAGAUGUCCACGUCAAGAGCAUGUCGUCCAUGUCGACGAGGAUCACGGGCUGGAUCAGCGAGUGUAUUCUAGGCGAGUCGGACGCGAGAAAGAGGACGCAACUGCUCAAAUUUUUCAUCAAACUCGGUGACAGGUGUGAGCAGCUCAACAACUUUCACACCCUCAUGGCGAUCCAGUGUGCGCUCAACUCGUCGACGAUCGCUCGACUGAAAAAGACGUGGGACGGCUUGUCGACCAAGUACCGCGGCAUGAUGGACCAGCAGCGAAGUGCGGUCGAGCAUACACGCAACUAUGCUGCUUACCGAGCGCGUCUUCGCAACACGACGCCACCCGCGAUCCCGUUCCUGGGUCUCUUUCUGACAGACCUCACUUUCUGUCAUGAAGGCAACGCGGCUACGCGACCUUGCCCGUCGAAUGCGGAGAAGAAGCUGCUGAACUUUGACAAGUAUAUCAAGAUUAGCCGCAUCGUAGGCGAGGUGCAGCGCUUCCAGGUACCUUAUAAUUUGGUCGAAGUGCCCGAGAUGCAACAGUUCCUCAAAGGCGCGCUCGAGGACGUGCAAGGUGCACAAGGAGGUCGUGGUGCUGAUGAUCUGUACCGCCGCAGCCUGCUCCUGGAGCCACGUGCAGGUAGCAAAGCCAGUGGAACGUCCGCUUCAGCAGCGGUCAGCGGUUCGGGAAUGGCAGGGUCAACGGGGAGCCUAGCGAUGCGUCAGAGCAGCAGUGGCGUAGCAUCCGAGAAUGGCAAGCUUGCGGGGCUUGAUAUCUUCAACUGGCGCACCGACAAGGCCGGAUAG